AUGAGACCAACAAGCGCUAUUUCGUUGCUCUUUUUGAUACUCAAUGGGCAUGGCACUUCUGCUCUGAUCACAGAAACUUCCUCCAAGGGGCUAUUUUCGGGAGGAGCUCAAAAACGACAGCUCGCUCCCUCUUUUGCUUCCACAAGCCACGAAUUGCCAACCGAAACGAAACAAGCGUCUAUCUUUGCAUCAGCAUCCUCGGAUACGGCGCCAUUGGGAGAAGUUCCAGCUUCCUUGACAGUCGGUGUGAUUACGGCAGCCAUGGGAUUUGUGUAUGGAAAGGUAUUGUCUACUUGCGUCAGCACUGUUUGGCACAGAGCCCCCAGUCUUUUCUUUAAAAGAUUUGGUUCUCUUCACCCUACAUACUUCAUUACUGCUACAUGCACAGUGGGUGGAAUCCUCAUGGGUCUCUUGUCGGCCAAAUUCUCGUCCACAUUUACAGUGGCAGAUUUUGUAGCUUCCUUUUCGAAUGUACCAGCCAAGAGUCUUCCAGAAAGCCGCGUCCAUUUAUUCCCACUCCUACUUCUAUCACUCGUGACUUCGAGCUUUGGCUUCUCGGUCGGACCUGAAGCACCCAUGGUUUGUGCUGGUGCCCUGUUGGGGUCUUCAUUGGCAAAAUACUGGUAUGGCAAUGCAGAGGCUUCCAAAUCCAAGCAAGAAGUCUUGGCUUAUGCCGGUGCAGCAGGUGCCUUGACAGCUUUUAUGGGAAUUCCAAUAGCGGGAUCCAUAUUUGCACUAGAACUGACCCGAUCCAAUGCUGGCCUUGCUGCUUCAAGCGACAGAGCCUUGUCCCCAUCGAUUCUGUCGAGUAUUGCUGCCAUCACUGUGAUUCGUGGUAUUCUUCUUCCAGCCAAAGCAGUCGGCGGGCACUUUGCCUAUGGAUCAAUUGAUGUGCUCAGUGGGCGCACAAUGAUGGCUACCGCUGCAAUCUGUGGUUUGGGCGGAGCUUUCAUCGGAACCAUCUUUCACAAACUAGUUCAUCUAUUAAAAGAUAUCGCAUGGCCAGCCAGUGCCAAUGACAAAAAGAGGGGAGGGUUCAGCGGUAAGCGACAAGUCAUGGCCAAGGCUUUGAUUGGACUUACAGUUGGAAUCCUGAGCUCGAAGUUCCCACAGACUCUAUUUUGGGGAGAAGGUAGUCUUCAAUGCGUCGUGGAUGGUCAGGCGACUGCCUUUGCUGCCACCAAGCAUGGAAUUUCCAACCUUUUGACGAGCCAUGCCCAAGUGAACCCAAACCUUCCCUUUGAGACUGCUUUCGCAGCGAUGCAAGUCGGAGUUGCAAAGCUAAUAUCAAUUGCCCUGGCCUGUGCGGGAAAGUUCCCAGGGGGCAUCAUUUUCCCACUUUUCUUUGCCGCUGCACCCAUAGCACAUGCUGCUUGUUCUUUUUUGGGAUCUGUGACAUCUGGCAUUUCGCCGGUAGUUCCAUUAGCAGUCAUGUGUCUGAUGGCGGCAACGCAAGCAUCAGUCACUAGGACUCCAUUGGCGACCGUACUCAUGCUGAGCCUUUCCGCGUCUGCAGGUACAGAGCUUAGCCCAAUGCUCCCUGCUUGUUUGGUAUCAUCGUAUUUGGGAGUAUACUUGUCUAGAAAGAUUUCCAAGGAAUCCUACUUCCAAUACAGUGAAUAA
This is a messenger RNA of Cylindrotheca closterium, 1623 nucleotides long. The record is from the annotation of a GenBank genome assembly. NCBI's taxonomy places the organism in Eukaryota, Bacillariophyta, Bacillariophyceae, Bacillariales, Bacillariaceae.